Molecule: messenger RNA, 1079 nt
Organism: Xiphophorus hellerii (green swordtail)
Lineage: Eukaryota; Metazoa; Chordata; Actinopteri; Cyprinodontiformes; Poeciliidae
Gene: nudt7
Product: nudix (nucleoside diphosphate linked moiety X)-type motif 7
Biological process (GO): coenzyme A catabolic process; nucleoside diphosphate metabolic process
Molecular function (GO): coenzyme A diphosphatase activity; manganese ion binding; magnesium ion binding
Source: RefSeq, a predicted model, not a curated record
UUAGCUACGCGUACCAAGAUGGUGAACAGACUUCCGGAACUAGUGUGAAUCGUCAAUUCGCGUAGUAUGUUUAUUCAAAGUGUUAGUUUUUAAUAUUUUCCUAAUUGGAAAUAAGGUAUUUACUUUAACAGCAUAUAUUCAAAUGUAAUACAAUUCAAUUCGGUCGUAGCAGCUGUCAACUACUGUAGACCCUAGUAGCUUGUGAGAAAUUAAGAUAUUUCGUCGCCGGUCGAAAAGCUUUAAUGUAUGGUACCACUAUGAAUCUAAAAGAGGAGACAGUAGCCACUUUAAAGCGGUUUGACAUUGGAGAUAAGUUCUCCUAUCUUCCGGUCCUGCCUAAAGCGUCAGUGUUGAUCCCCCUGUUUGUGAGAGGUGGACAGCUGCACACCUUGCUGACUCUACGCUCGAAGGAGCUGAGGACCGGUGCUGGCGAGGUGUGUUUUCCUGGUGGAAAGCGAGACCCCAGUGACCGGGAUGACGUUGGCACAGCCCUAAGAGAGGCACAGGAGGAGAUAGGUUUACCGCCUGAUCAGGUCGAGGUGGUCUGCACAUUGUUUCCAGUCUUCAGCAAGAGAGGCUUGUUGGUGAGCCCCGUUGUUGGUUUUAUAAAGGAAACAUUUACUCCAACCCCAAACCCAUCAGAGGUUAGUGCCGUGUUCGCUGUCCCGCUGGACUUCUUCACCAGAGAGAAGGACCACUGCAUUACCCAUGGUGUUGCUGGGAUGACUGGACCGCUGCACUCAUUUUACUUUAGAGACCCUUCUUCAGGAAGCCAAUAUCACAUAUUUGGACUAACGGCUAUGUUGGCAACAUUGGUUGCUGUUCUCGCACUAAAGAAAAAACCUCAAUUUGAUGUUGGUUUUGAUCUUGUGGAUCCUUUAGCCUUUUUCAAAAAGAUUCUGCAUAAAAGACUGAGUAAGCUAUGAUUGCAUUUGAUACUCUUCUAAACUCCUAGUAGCCAGUAGUACAAUAUGAUUCUCAAUUUUUAAACACCAGAUGUUUUAAAAAAAUUAUGCACUUUUGUUUCCACUAGUAAACAUCUCAAUGCUUCCUAAUAAAAAAAAAUGGUUUCCAGUGCU